Mytilus californianus (California mussel) is the source of this 744-nucleotide messenger RNA. RefSeq names its product cytochrome P450 2B4-like. The record is from RefSeq and is a predicted model, not a curated record. Gene Ontology annotation, cellular component: cytoplasm; intracellular membrane-bounded organelle. The transcript is spliced from 6 exons. Lineage: Eukaryota; Metazoa; Mollusca; Bivalvia; Mytilida; Mytilidae. Gene Ontology annotation, molecular function: iron ion binding; oxidoreductase activity, acting on paired donors, with incorporation or reduction of molecular oxygen, reduced flavin or flavoprotein as one donor, and incorporation of one atom of oxygen; heme binding. The annotation marks the transcript as partial. Gene Ontology annotation, biological process: xenobiotic metabolic process.
AAAAUCAUUAGAAGAAAAAAACAGGAAGAAGCACGAUUUCUAGUAGAACUGUUUGCAAAGCAAAAUAAAAAACCUUUUGAUGUCAGCAAAGUCUUUUCAAAGGCAACGUCGAAUAUAAUAUCAAGUAUAAUUUUUGGAUCAAGAUUUGACUUUAACAAUCCAGAUUUUAACAGCCUACUAGGAAAUAUAGAUUAUCUUUUCAAAACCAAUAGGACAUCCGGAAACUUCUUCCCUUUGCCUGCUUUUCUUAAUCCAUUUGAUAAGACAAAUAUGAUUGUAAAGAAUCGGAGAGCAAUUCAAGAUUAUAUUCGUUCCAGAAUAGAUGACGAGCGACGGUCGUUUGAUCCAAACAAUGUUCGACACUUCUUGGAUCUUUACCUUCAACAGGAAGGCAAAUCUAACAGCAAAAUAUCAGAAAACCAUCUGCUCCUGACUUUAGCCGAUCUGUACAUAGCUGGCACCGAUACAGCAUCUGUUACAUUACAGUGGAGUAUGCUUUACAUGAUAAAAUACCCUGAUGUACAGAAAAAAUGCAGAGAUGAAAUUUUGGAGGUAAUUGGUGGAGAUAGAAACCCAGUGGUCAAAGAUAAAGAUUACUUACAUUAUGUAAUGGCCACAUUACACGAAGUACAGAGAAUAGCAACUAUAGCAGAUGAAACGGAUGAGUUACCAACAGUUGGUACAAUGACUGGGAUAACACAGCAGCCAAAGGACUUUCAAAUGUGCUUUUUACCAAGACAUUAA